Molecule: messenger RNA, 189 nt
Organism: Haemonchus placei
Lineage: Eukaryota; Metazoa; Nematoda; Chromadorea; Rhabditida; Trichostrongylidae
Source: the annotation of a GenBank genome assembly
AGAAAACGUAAUGUUGUCCCUUCGAAAAAACUAAGAAAGCCAGCGUACCGUAAAUCAUGGUUCUGCGACGAAGUCGUUUCCGACGUUGGUCUGUCUCGUUUGCUGAAUCCGUACGACGAACGAUGGUACGAGGAGGAAACAGUCCACUUCCAGAGCCACUUCUGCUGGUCACUACAAAAUAGGGUUUGA